AUGAGCGAAUCUAAGCGCGGAAGGAGAUCUAUCAUGGGUCUUCUAGACCUAACAAACAUCAUUGAUUCCUCACCAGAAAGUGCCGACUCGGGUGGAACUCUCAGAAGGUCCUUGAGAUUACGCCGCAAAUCCAUACCUGCAGCGUCCCUUGGUGGACAAACACACCCAUCUAAAAGAUAUAGUCGAAAGUCAGUGAUUAAUCCGCAAACUCAUUCCCAGUGGAACAAAGGGCCUCAAGCUUGAGGCUUGAAGUUUCUGUAGCAGCGUUUAUUUUUACAGGAUGGGGUCCCCAGCAGAAUGGCAAGGGUGUAAUACUAAACACAUGUUCAACGUCAAAUUACUUUGGGUGCGCAAGAAUGAAAAUAAGUCAGCACACCAAUAUAAGACGACAGCACGUGGGAAUACUGAAGACUUUGAAUGGAAAUUACAUACAAGUCUUAGAUGUUUAAUUUUUAAGCUCUUGUUGAAGAUUAAUGCCUGGAAAGGAAGAUAAAGUACGAAAUUGCCACUGACACGAUCC
Trichobilharzia regenti is the source of this 520-nucleotide messenger RNA. NCBI's taxonomy places the organism in Eukaryota, Metazoa, Platyhelminthes, Trematoda, Strigeidida, Schistosomatidae. The record is from the annotation of a GenBank genome assembly.